AUGCGUCAUUACUUCUAUGCAGAGGACAUUAUUGGUUGGCGGGACUCCAUGUUCGGCAGGAGGUUCGGCAUCGUGGUGGAAGUUCUGCGCCAGGUGGUUUUUGGCCUCCCAGGUUUUCUUUUGCCUGGUGGUGUCCAUUUUAAGGCGACUUUUGUGAUGCGGUCCUGCUCCAUCCUCAACACAUGUCCCAGCCAUCUCAGGCGUCUGUGCAUCAAAGAAGAGUUCCGGCAUAUAACCACUGUUCCUCUGGAAGAGACAUUUAUGCCGAAGCUAGACGAGCACACACCACGUCUUCCGCAGCUGAUGCGUGCAAAAGGAAGAGCUGCUGCUACAAGGAUGCAGCAUCUCCUGAACACUGCAAAUGAGGAGGACGAACACGAGGACCACACAGACCAAACCAUGAAAGUGCUUGUGAUCCAUGACCCCAGAGCUGAGGUGGAUCCAGCAGAUGUUUCUAUCGUGAUAGUGGGCGACAAGGUACUGAACGGAUGUAGAACUCGCACCAAGUCAUCGGCUUUACUCUGGACCUCUUCUUUGACUGCCACAGGUUCUCAGCUGAGAUUAGCUGGGUUUGGAUCUACUCAGUGCUCUGGAAGAGUUGAAAUCUUCUCUGGCAGUACCUGGGGAACAGUUUGUGAUGAUGAUUGGGACUUAGAAGAUGCUGAGGUGGUGUGCAGACAGCUGAACUGUGGGACAGCAGAGAGUGCUCCUGGAAGUGCCCUUUUUGGUGAAGGAACUGACCCGAUCUUGCUGGAUGAAGUGGCCUGUUCAGGAAGUGAAAGGUCUCUUUUGGACUGUCAGCACGAUGGAUAUCAGAAUCACGACUGUACACACGAUCAGGAUGCUGGAGUGAUCUGCUCACAUGCUGAGCUCAGAUUAGCUGGGUUUGGAUCUACUCAGUGCUCUGGAAGAGUUGAAAUCUUCUCUGGCAGUACCUGGGGAACAGUUUGUGAUGAUCAUUGGGACUUAAGAGCUGCUGAGGUGGUGUGCAGACAGCUGAACUGUGGGACAGCAGAGAGUGCUCCUGGAAGUGCCCUUUUUGGUGAAGGAACUGACCCGAUCUUGCUGGAUAAUGUGACCUGUUCAGGAAGUGAAAGGUUUCUUUCGGACUGUCAGCACAAUCGCUCUCAGAAUCACGACUGUAAACACGAUCAGGAUGCUGGCGUGAUCUGCUCACGUGCUGAGCUCAGAUUAGCUGGGUCUGGAUCUACUCAGUGCUCUGGAAGAGUUGAAAUCUUCUCUGGCAGUACCUGGGGAACAGUUUGUGAUGAUGAUUGGGACUUAGAAGAUGCUGAGGUGGUGUGCAGACAGCUGAACUGUGGGACAGCACUGAGGGCUCCUGGAAGUGCCGUUUUUGGUAAAGGAACUGACCCGAUCUUGCUGGAUAAUGUGGCCUGUUCAGGAAGUGAAAGGUCUCUUUUGGACUGUCAGCACGAUGGAUAUCAGAAUCACGACUGUACACACGAUCAGGAUGCUGGAGUGAUCUGCUCACGUGCUGAGCUCAGAUUAGCUGGGUCUGGAUCUACUCAGUGCUCUGGAAGAGUUGAAAUCUUCUCUGGCAGUACCUGGGGAACAGUUUGUGAUGAUCAUUGGGACUUAAGAGCUGCUGAGGUGGUGUGCAGACAGCUGAACUGUGGGACAGCACUGAGGGCUCCUGGAAGUGUCGUUUUUGGUGAAGGAACUGACCCGAUCUUGCUGGAUGAUGUGACCUGUUCAGGAAGUGAAAGGUCUCUUUCAGACUGUCAGCACGAUGGAUAUCAGAAUCACGACUGUACACACGAUGAGGAUGCUGGCGUGGUCUGCUCACGUGCUGAGCUCAGAUUAGCUGGGUUUGGAUCUACUCAGUGCUCUGGAAGAGUUGAAAUCUUCUCUGGCAGUACCUGGGGAACAGUUUGUGAUGAUGAGUGGGACUUAAGAGCUGCUGAGGUGGUGUGCAGACAGCUGAACUGUGGGACAGCACUGAGGGCUCCUGGAGGUGCUGUUUUUGGUGAAGGAACUGACCCGAUCUUGCUGGAUGAAGUGGCCUGUUCAGGAAGUGAAAGGUUUCUUUCGGACUGUCAGCACAGAGGAUAUCAGAAUCACGACUGUGAACAUGAUCAGGAUGCUGGAGUGAUCUGUUCUGGGUCACUGAUGGACUACCCAGUAGCUGAAAGCUUCUUGCAGUUGCCGGUGGUGCUGGUGGUGCUGGUGGUGCUGGUACUGUUGCUGGUGGUACUGUUGCUGGUGGUGAUCUUUCUGGUCUGCAGGAGAAGACAGCAAGCAGAGCAGCCAACCCUGGUCCACAGCAAAUUGGCUGUCAGAGUUGGAAAGUAUAGCAACGGUGAUGCAGAUAAUGUGAAUAUGGAUCCGGUGAAAACCAAGAAGAAUCUCAAAGAGGAAACAGAAUCAGUGGAUGAGGACAAUAUUUAUGAGGAACCAGGCAAAUUUGAUGAUGACGAUUAUGAAGAAUUAGGCCUAAAUUCACGUUUUAGAAAGGACAAGGAGGUCUGUUUCAGUGUAGAAGAAACCAGUGAAGAGGAAGAUAACUAUGUGAAUGUAGAACCACUUACUGAACCAACUGUUGUUAUUCAUGGAAACCGUGAGCAUGUUUAUCAGAACUUUUGAGAUGUCCUCUUGUUAGCAGUGACUCUGUGGGUCAGUGGUAGAGUUGGUCAUCCCUCAACCAGGAGGUUUGGCUUUGUGUGUGCGCGUGUGUGUGACUUUUCCCUCCUGAGCCCAGUCGCAUCCAAUCAUCUGACCAAACUUUUACGAUUUGGCACCGGAAGGCAUCAGAUAUUUUAAAGGCAUAUUUAAAGAUAGAUGCUUUGUUUCUUUUAAUCAACUAUCUGAGAAAUGCAAACAUAUUUCUUCUGAUAUUGCAGGCCCGACAAUAUAUUCGUUCAAACCUACCUUGUUUCCCUUCAGAACCUGACACCAACCCUGUUGAUGCUUUUCUUUCUUUCCUUUAACCCACUGUCUAGAGGUGCACUGUUUAAAUUGUAUAGUAACAUCUCGAUGUUGACUUGUUCACCUCUGGACAAGAUUAGGGCAGAAUGGGAACGAGACUUAGGACAUAUAUCUGAUGAUCAGUGGGACUCUCCUCUUCUAUCAACACAAAAGUCUUCAAUCUGCGCAUGGCAUUGCCUUCGGCAAUUCAGGGUGGUCCAUAGGGCCCACAUCCAGCCAUCCAGAUAUACCUAAUAAUUCACUUUUUUUAGUCUACAUCUGUAAAUUUUGUAAUUACUGUACAUA
Molecule: messenger RNA, 3231 nt
Organism: Labrus bergylta (ballan wrasse)
Lineage: Eukaryota; Metazoa; Chordata; Actinopteri; Labriformes; Labridae
Source: RefSeq, a predicted model, not a curated record